AUGUUACCACUUCACAGACCAGCGAAUACUAUGAGAACUAGUUUCGAUCAACUUGUUUCGUCAUUGAAUGCAUGUGAUCUGCGUAUUGACACUGUUGAGCAGUUGAGAACGAUUCUUAAGCAGGAAAAGACUGCUUCAUUGCCUUCAUUCAUCAAUCAGUCAUAUGAUUCACUACUAAUCUUGGAACAAUGGGCAUGGCAGUUGCUCAGCGAAGAUUAUCGACCAUGGACUACUGAAUACUCAUAUUUGAAAUUCUUCUAUGACUUAGCCUUGUUCAAUCGAGACAUGAUAUUUAAUAAUGGUGAUAUUGACAUUGAUCGUAAGAUAUCGUUGCUGUUCUGUGUGACUAUCGACCAAAUCGACUCCAUAUUCACACAGAUCGAUCAAAUCAAUGACGAAAACGACGUCCUCAUCAGACUCCUUAAUCUGAGUCUGGAUAAUUAUGCAUAUUUUUUCUAUGACCAACCACAGCAUCAAGUACCAGCAGUAGUUGAUCACAUCGACAAAUACAUCGUUCGUAAAUAUAUUAUGAGCAAAGAGCACAAAUUCUAUUUAGCAAAACUUCACGAGCCAAAGUUGGCCAAGUCAGUAUUCACAAGUAAACUAUUGUUCUAUCUGGUCGGGUGUACUGCAUAUACUCACACUUACAUGAUUAGAAAAUUGCUUUCGUUUCCGUAUACAGCUGAGGAAAUGGUUGCUUUCCUUUGUGAUGAUUAUCUGGAGAUUAUACGUAUUCAUAGCCAUGCAAUAGAGUCGUGGAGUAAAGAAUUCCUUGCGUGUAUAGCACAACUUAUUGGUUUCAUGUCCGGCGGUUUCUGGUGGAAGGGACGGCAGCAAACGCAAAUAAAGAAGGUUCUUCCGACGGAACAGAUUACAUGCAGUCAUGUUGAGGACCUUAUUCGUAUCAUUGCUUAUAAACCAUUCUACAGUCAAACGAAAUCGGCUCGAUCGAAUGAUGAAACCGUUCUAAUCGAUUCAGUGAUAAUGAUUCUAUUAAUUAUAGUUCAAAGCCAGAACAUAAAUUGGUUCUUUCGUUCGAAUCUGUUUGUUAGAGACACCAUUAUCCAUGUGGCUGAACUAGCAUUGAAUGAUGAAGUUUGUCUAUGUGGAUAUUGCAUUCUUGGUGAAACUCUCGCAGACGACCAAUUGAAAGCCAUUAAAAUUGCUGACAAUAUCAGUGAUUAUUUCUUUCGCAUAAUAGAAGAAGCAUGGAAAAGUCUAACUAAAAUAUUUCGGCAAAUUCCACUUCAGCUUCUCUUAGAAGGUUUCCAAAUUUUGUCAAAAAAUGACAGUAUACAACAGAGAACUGCCAGUUCGAACAAACUUUCAUUCUUUAUUCAUAUGUGUGAUCAGUAUCCGAUCGUUUUCGACAUUAUCUGGGCUCUCUCAUUCAACCAUGAUAUUCAACAGCAACUUCGCGAAAAUACACCAUUCAUUCACAAACUCACUCGUUUAUCGAAUCAAGCCACCGACGAACAAAUCAGAAAGGCAGUUGAUGGCAUACUCUGGAACUUACAGAUCCAUCAACAGUCUCAUCCAUCGACGGAUAUCUCAUCUCAAAACACUUUCGACAUCAUGAUCAGCUACUCUCACAAAGACAAGUCUCUCUGCAAACAGAUCUACGACGAACUCACUCGACGAAACUAUCGAGUAUGGAUCGAUUUCGAUCAAAUGCACGGAAACGUGAUGGAUGCCAUGGCAGAAGCCAUCGACCGAUCACGAACCAUCGUCAUUUGUAUGAGCGAAGAUUAUCGAAAGAGUAACUUCUGUCGAGCAGAAGCACACUAUGCAUUCCAGCAACAGCGUCACAUAGUUCCUGUACUGAUGCAGAAGCAGUACAAGCCAGACGGGUGGCUAUUGUUUCUGAUAGGUCAGUUGUUGUAUGUUGAUUUCACAAAACAUGAGUUUGCUCGAGCCAUGGAAAUGUUUUUGAAAGAAUUGCAAUUUACCGAAGUGUAUGAGCCGAGUAUUGCACCUGUACGUCCUAAAGCAAAUGUACAAUCUGAACCUGUUGGAAUCACUGUAGCGCCUUCCGUUCGAAAUAUUUCCGAAUGGACUCAAUCUGAAGCCCUAGGCUGGCUGGCUGAACGUGAACUUGUGCAAAUGGUUCGACUCCUUGCAGGAUGUAACGGUCGAAGUUUAGUGUAUCUUCAUAAUUAUAUGAAGGCAGGUGGAACACGACAAACUCUAUCGUUGCUUCAACAAGAUUCUUUGCGGCUUACAAAUCAAAGUCUGAGCAUCAUCGAACUUUCUCGUUUUCAAGCAGCAAUGGACGAACAAACAGAAAUCAACCAUUAG
Messenger RNA from Adineta ricciae, 2298 nucleotides. NCBI's taxonomy places the organism in Eukaryota, Metazoa, Rotifera, Eurotatoria, Adinetida, Adinetidae. The record is from the annotation of a GenBank genome assembly.